Molecule: messenger RNA, 1116 nt
Organism: Caenorhabditis elegans
Lineage: Eukaryota; Metazoa; Nematoda; Chromadorea; Rhabditida; Rhabditidae
Gene: col-181
Product: Nematode cuticle collagen N-terminal domain-containing protein
Exons: 2
Coding region: 1-999 (332 amino acids)
Molecular function (GO): structural constituent of cuticle
Source: RefSeq, marked reviewed
AUGAGAGCGAAGAGGCGCAGAUUGUCUAUCCACAAAACCAUUUUGUGUAACGUUUCGGUAACUAUCAACAGCUACCCACAGAGUGAAUUGUAUAUAAAAGCGGGCGAUGUGACAUCCAAUGUAUCAGUUCCAUCUUUUCUGCUGUUUUCAAAGAUGACGAUGGAUAAGAAAUUCGAAACCGAGAAAGUGAAGAGGUUCGCAUUCUUCGGAAUCGCUGUCUCCACGGUGUCUACCCUCACUGCCAUCGUCGCCGUGCCAAUGCUUUGUCUUUACCUCCAAUCGGUCUCUUCUUCCCUUCAAGAUGAAGUCAACUUCUGCCGAGUUCGUGCCACUUCUCUUGAGGGAGAGCUUGCCAAGCUUAAUGUAGUCCGAGCUCCAAGAAAGGCACGUGCUGCUGAGGGAACCUGCUGCUCCUGCGGAGUUGGAUCAGCUGGACCACCAGGACCACCAGGAUUUGAUGGAUCCGCUGGAAAGGAUGGAUCAAACGGACGUCCAGGAAACCCAGGAGAGGAUGCUGAUGGAGAUGACUACAAGCCAGAUGCAAGCCAAUUCUGCUUCGACUGCCCAGAGGCUCCAGCUGGACCACCAGGACGUCCAGGACCAGACGGAGAGAACGGAGGAGCUGGAGAGCCAGGACGUGACGGACUUGCUGGACGCCCAGGAGCUCGUGGAUCACCAGGACCACGUGGACCAUCUGGAAACCCAGGAGCUGAUGGACCAGCAGGACAACUUGGACCACAAGGAGGAUCAAACGUUGCACCAUCUCCAGCCGGAGAGCCAGGAGCACCAGGAGCCCAAGGACCAAAGGGACCACCAGGAGCCGCUGGACGUCCAGGACGCGACGGACAACCAGGAGCACCAGGAGACCAAGGAGAGAAUGGACCAGACGGAGCCCCAGGAAAAUCUGGUUCCGACGGACAACCAGGAGCCCCAGGAAAGGAAGGAUCCCGCGGAGGAUGCGACCAUUGCCCACCACCAAGAACCGCUCCAGGAUAUUAAUUCCUUCAUUAGAAAUUAUAUUAGCCAAUUUCACUUCUUCUCUUUCAAUGUGUUUCUUGUUUCAUUCACCACAAAUGAACUGCCACAGCAAAACAUUGUUAUUUCUUAACUUGGGAA